Molecule: messenger RNA, 1578 nt
Organism: Vespula pensylvanica (western yellowjacket)
Lineage: Eukaryota; Metazoa; Arthropoda; Insecta; Hymenoptera; Vespidae
Product: odorant receptor 13a-like
Exons: 8
Coding region: 1-1539 (512 amino acids)
Biological process (GO): sensory perception of smell; detection of chemical stimulus involved in sensory perception of smell
Cellular component (GO): plasma membrane
Molecular function (GO): olfactory receptor activity; odorant binding
Source: RefSeq, a predicted model, not a curated record
AUGUCGCUGUUUCAUCCACAAUGUUCGAAAAAACUUGAAAUUGCAAAUCACAGUCCCAUUUUAUACGUUCAAGUUGUUGAGAAUAAAGGAAGAAUAAACGUUAUUGAAGACGUUGGUAAAGGAAACGCAUUAGUUUGUAGAGUUCAACAAUUUUUUGUGAAAAUGGUAAAAAGUAUGAACAAUGUUUUAUAUCGGAUAACUAUGAGGAUAAUAAAAAGAAUGGAAACACGGCUUCGACGGAGCAAGGGAGAGCCGUCACAGAUACCAUUUUUUGAUAAUAAGACUAUCGAGGGUUGUCUCUCGGAUAGUACCAUUGAUCAAUUAUUAAAAUACUAUGAUCAAGCUUUCAAAUACAAUGAAUAUAACUUAGAUGUUAUCGAAAAAGCUGAACUCGAGUUUGAUAAUACCGCGAAUGUGAUAGAUAUGACUAAACGUACCAUGAAUUGUGCCGGUAUUUGGCCAGAAAAUACGAAUGAGCCUAAGUUUAUAUUUUUUGCAACAUAUUUGACAAUACAUUGUUCAUUAGCUAUCAUCGAUAUAACGAUGAAUAUAUCGAAUUUAACUUAUAUUGUUGGAUGUCUAUUGGAAAAUGUAUUCAAUUUGAUGGCACUAUUGAAAAUAUGCAUUUGUAGGAUUAAAAAAAAAUCAUUGGCAAGAUUGUUGGAAGACGUCAGAACCGAUUUUGUUAUUGACAAUUAUAACACCCUUGAUGAGAAAAUAGCAUUUUUAAGUUAUAAUAAAUUUAGUCGUAAAUUCGUUAGGUUGACCUUGAUCGUAUGUAUAGCUGGUGCAUCGUCCUAUUACUUCAUGUCAUUAGUGAAUAACGUUGAAAUGGUAUUUAGAAACUCAUCUUAUGGAUACCGAUUGCCGUAUAGAGUAUGGCUGUUAAUUGAGCCACACGAUUUCAUAACAUACAUCUGCCUGUCUUGUUAUCAAUUUAUUAUUAUACCAAGUAUUGUAUUUGGUUACGUUGGUACUGAUUGUCUCUUCGUUAGUUUGGUACUUCACGUUAGUGGAUUAUUCUCUGCAUUGUCUUGUAAGGUCAAACAUGUACUGGAUGAUCCAUAUGAUAGACAACGUCGCAUGAAAGAUCUAAUUGUUAAACACAUACGAUUAAUCAGAUUGUCGGAAUCAUUGGAGGAUGAAUUUAAUUUAGUAAUAUUACAACAAUUGGUUGGUAAUACUUUUCAGCUUUGUUUAUUGGGAUAUGAUGCUCUUGCUAGUACAGCUGAGGGGGAGGGGAGAAUGUUAGUCGCAUUCUUUCUAAUCCUUGCCUGCGUGUUUAGCACACUUUUAGCUUACUGUUACAUGGGAGAAUGUCUUAUAAAGGAGAGCUCCGUCUUAGGUGACGCAUUUUAUCACUGCGAGUGGUACAACAUCUCGAGAACGGAAAAAAAAUUAAUGCACAUUUGUAUGAUGCGUUCGACGAAAUUUAUGCGACUUACUUCCGGUAAAUUUUGCACCUUGUCACUGAACACUUUUACCGACGUUCUGAAAACAUCGAUGGCUUAUUUUUCGGUACUGCGGACAUUCGUUUGAAAAAGAAAUCAAAUCGGCUUCGAUUUAAAAUACUUAAUG